AUGGGUUUAAUUUCAUUACUUAGAAAUUUGAGAUAAGGCUAAAAGGAAGUCAGAUUAUUAGUAUUAGGUUUAGAUAAUGCUGGUAAGACUACCAUAUUAAAAUCACUUUCAAACGAAGAUAUUUCCACUAUUAAACCUACCCAUGGUUUCAACAUUAAAAAUCUCUCCCACGAUGGUUGCAAAUUAAACGUUUGGGAUGUUGGUGGUUAAAAGGCCCUUAGAGAUUACUGGGAGAAUUACUUUGAAGGUACUGACGCUCUCGUAUAUGUAAUCGAUUCUUCUGAUACUAAGAGACUAAAAGAAUCCGGACAAGAGUUAGAAAAGCUUCUCGAAGAAUAAAAAUUAGCAGGUAUCCCUCUUUUAAUCUUCGCUAACAAAUAGGACUUGGCUACUGCCUUAGCUCCUGAUGAGAUCAGUGGCACUUUGAAGUUAGAUAAUAUUAAGGAUAGAUAGUGGUCAAUUGUUGCAUGUUCAGCUGUUCUUAAGGAAGGUAUGGAAGAAGGCAUGUAAUGGUUAGUUUCUAAUAUUAAAAAAUGA
This is a messenger RNA of Tetrahymena thermophila SB210, 537 nucleotides long. Its product is annotated as ADP-ribosylation factor(Arf)/Arf-like (ARL) small GTPase family protein. The record is from RefSeq and is a predicted model, not a curated record. The transcript has 5 exons. Gene Ontology annotation, biological process: cilium assembly. Gene Ontology annotation, cellular component: cytoplasm; microtubule cytoskeleton. NCBI's taxonomy places the organism in Eukaryota, Ciliophora, Oligohymenophorea, Hymenostomatida, Tetrahymenidae. Gene Ontology annotation, molecular function: GTPase activity; GTP binding.